Siniperca chuatsi (mandarin fish) is the source of this 10922-nucleotide messenger RNA. RefSeq names its product SH3 and multiple ankyrin repeat domains 1 (gene shank1). Gene Ontology annotation, molecular function: synaptic receptor adaptor activity; ionotropic glutamate receptor binding. Lineage: Eukaryota; Metazoa; Chordata; Actinopteri; Centrarchiformes; Sinipercidae. The record is from RefSeq and is a predicted model, not a curated record. Gene Ontology annotation, cellular component: postsynaptic membrane; postsynaptic density; dendritic spine.
AUGACGAUGCCGUUCAGCCCCCUGUCCAGCGACGAGGAGCAACAAAGGAUGCUGGGAAACAAUCGACAUCUCUAUCCAGGGGCGGAGGAGGAGGAAGAGGAGGAGGAAGAGGAGGAGGAGGAAAUGGAAGAAGAUGAACGUGAUGAGGACCAGGAGGAGGAGAAUGGCGAGCUGGAGGGGGAAGAAGAAGACGAUGAGGAGGAGAUGGUGGAGGAGGUCAGACGAGGAGGCCUAUCACGGGGGGGCAGGGGUGAGGGACACAGGCAGUCAGGUAAACUGGCCGGACGACCCACCGGGGACAGACAGAUCCGGCCAGGGAACCCUGGACACACCACAAACCCCUAUUCGUCCAACCCAGGACCCACACACCAACAGCCAGCCAAUCACAUACAACAGCAGCAGCAGAGGAGGCUGAAGGAGCGCAGCGCCAGCUCUGUGCCAUCUGAGGACGCCCACAUUGCCAUGAUGGUGUUUCGCAUCGGCAUCCCAGACAUAAAGCAAACGAAAUGUUUGCGGUUUAAUCCAGAUGCCUCGGUGUGGAAGGCCAAGCAGCAGGUGCUGUGCUCCCUGACCGAAUCUCUGCGGGACGUCCUGAACUAUGGUCUGUUCCAGCCCGCCACAGACGGCCAUGAUGCCAAGUUCCUGGAAGAGGAGAGGCUGCUCAGAGAGUACCCACAGUCCUUUGAGAAAGGGGUACCAUAUUUGGAGUUUCGAUACAAGACCAGGGUGUACAAACAGACCAAUCUGGAUGAGAAGCAACUGGCCAAACUGCACACUAAGGCCAGCCUGAAGAAAUUCAUGGAUUAUAUCCAAACCAGCGCUGUGGACAAGAUGAUCAAGUUCUUAGACAAAGGCCUCGAUCCCAACUACCAGGACUCGGACACUGGCGAGACUCCUCUGUCCCUGGCGGUGCAGUGUGAGCCGGGUGGAGGUGAGCCCAUCCGGGUCCUGGUGGAGGGAGGGGCUCAUAUUGACUUCCGCGCCAAAGAUGGACUCACAUCGAUACACAAGGCUGUUCGAGGCCACCGCCAUACAGCCCUGCUGGUCCUGCUGUCUCUGGGUGCGUCUCCGGACUAUAAGGACCGACGAGGGCUGACGCCGCUCUACCACACUGUGCUGACAGGGGGAGACACCUCUUGCUGCGAAACACUCCUUUACCACCGCGCCAAGCUGGGCAUCAGGGACGAGAACGGCUGGGACGAGACACAUCAGGCCUGUCAGAAUGGUAACUCGCAGCAUCUGGAGCACCUCCUCUUCUAUGGGGCCGAUUCUUCCUCCCAGAAUGCCUCUGGAAACACUGCCUUGCACAUCUGUGCUUUAUACAACAAGGAAAGCUGUGCACGAAUUCUUCUCUACAGGGGAGCAAAUAAAGACACAAAGAACAACAGUGGGCAGACCCCCUUUCAGGUGGCUGUUAUGUCCGGCCAUUUUGAGCUGGGAGAAAUUAUCAAAAACCACCGGGAUACAGAUGUGGUUCCCUUUGUGGAGUCUCCAAAAUACGCCCCCCAGAGGCGGGAGAGUGCCCGGACGCUUACAAUACCCCACCCUCAUCCCUUCCUCCGUGCCAACAGUGACAGCAGCAUGAACCUGCCAGACUGGAUGGCAGUGCCCAACGCCCCGGGGACCAACAUCGUCUCUGUGCAGGGCUAUAAGCAUACAGGAACCCUGCGGAGCUCCAGCAGUCCCAGAGGGGCGAGGACGCGUUCCCCAUCCCGAGGGAGGAUCGGAGACAAGGAGGACCGGAGCAGGCAGAGUCGGAGACAGGGGCCUGCCCCUACCAGCACAGCUGGACAAACCGCAGGCCAGCGGAGACGCCUCUACAGUGCUGUCCCAGGACGAGUCUUUGUAGCUACUCGAGCACACUCUGCCCAGGGAGAGCGAGAAAUCAGCUUCAAUAAGGGAGACAGGGUCAAAGUGUUGAGUGUUGGCGAAGGCGGGUACUGGGAGGGGACUGUCAGGGGUCGCACAGGCUGGUUCCCCUCCGACUGUGUGGAGGAAGUGAUGCUUCGAAGCCAAGACAACCGAUCAGAGAGCCGUGGAGAACGAGCCAAAAGGCUGUUUCGCCAUUACACUGUGGGAUCCUAUGACAGCUUUGACGCUCCCAGUGACUAUAUAAUCAAGGAGAAGACGGUGCUCCUGCAGAAAAAAGACAGCGAGGGUUUCGGCUUUGUGCUGAGAGGGGCCAAAGCUCAGACUCCUAUCGAGGAGUUCACUCCCACCCCGGCCUUCCCUGCCCUGCAGUACCUGGAGUCAGUGGACGAGGGAGGCGUCGCCUGGAGAGCUGGUCUCAGGAUGGGGGAUUUCCUGAUAGAAGUCAAUGGUCAGAAUGUGGUAAAGGUUGGUCACCGACAGGUCGUCAACAUGAUCCGGCAAGGUGGCAACAGCCUCAUGGUCAAGGUUGUCAUGGUAACCCGCAACCCUGACAUGGAGGAAGGUUCAAGGAAGAAAAUCCCCCAGCAGAGUAAGAGGCUGAGCACUCCAGCUAUCGCCCUACGAUCCAAAUCCAUGACCUCAGAACUGGAGGAGAUGGUGGAGAGAGCUGCUACCCCUUGGAAAAAAAAAUCAGAAUUUGAAUCGUCACAAGUUACAGAGAAGAAGAGGACAGUCUAUCAGAUGGCUUUAAAUAAACUAGAUGAAAUUCUUGCAGCAGCUCAGCAGACAAUCAGCACCAAUGAGGCACCGGGGACACGGGGACAGGGGCCGAAAAGAGAAAGGGGACGAAGUUUCUAUGGCAAUGAGCCAAACUACGGGGAUCAGUCCGGAUUGGGGAUGAUGUCGUCGGGGUUGGGCCUCGGCUAUGACCGUGGCCAGUACACCUCAGGUCACGGCCCACAGCACGGUAUGCUGCGGCAGAAAUCCAUCGGGGUGCCUGAGGAGGAGAAACAGUUCCUGCAUCCUCCAGCCAUGAAGUUUGCUCGCAGUCUGUCGGUGCCUGGCCCAGACGACAUCCCCCCUCCGCCCACCACAGCUCCACCAGACCCUCCAUUCUCCUCUGCUCCACCACUAGGUUGGAGAGCUAAGUCAUCCCAGCAGCCCUCUGUCUCCGUGUCCCAGUCCACAUCCACCUCUGCGCACUACCAGCCCUACUCCCAGUCAGUGCAUUUCACUCAUGGGGGCAGGGAGAGGGCAGGUGGUCCCAGCACUGGCUCCAGUGGUGGAGCGGUGGACCACACAACCUCGUAUGCACAUGCAGCUGCCCAUACUGCUCAAAGCAGGACUGCUUCGCGGAAGGUUGCCUAUACUGGGGAGCCUGUUGGAGCUGGCAUAGGGGCUGGUGCAGGGGCCAAGGCAGCAGGUCUUAGGAGAGGCUACAGCACUGCCGUCCCCCCAUCCAGCAUCGCCACUGUAAUUCCCCAGCAACAACAGACUACCCAGAGUCAACCCCAGCGAGCAGACCGCAGUGCGGCUGGGGCUGGAGCAGGCGGUCCUAAAGGAGGGGCCCGGAGAGGUAAGGGCCCCCUGGUGAAGCAAUCCAAGGUAGAGGAUCUGCGCAUGGGACAGGGUACACUGGGGGGCAAAGGCUCGGUGGAGAAAAGCUCCAUCCCCAUCCCCACCAUUAUCGUCAAGGCCCCUUCAACCAGCAGCAGUGGACGCAGCAGCCAGGGCAGCAGUGUGGAGGCUGACGCUCCUGCAUCAGGGGAGACCGAUGAAACCAAAACACCCCAUGGUCCUCCUCCCUCCACUCCUGCUCCACAGCCCCCUGCCCCACCUUCCAUCCCAGCACCACCGCCUCCGUCCUUGCCUUCUAUCCGAGCCCAUGAUAAUCUGGACUUUACCAGCCAGUUUGGGGCUGCCAUUGUUGGCGCAGCUCGUCGAGACAGGGAACGAUUUCAUGAAGCCCGCAGAAAGAGUGCCUCCUUGUUUAUGUCUGCUGAGGAGGAUGUGAGUCUUGGGGGAGUGAGUGAUGGAAUAGGAGGAGUAACAAGGACUCAGGUGUCACAGCAACAGCUUAGCACACAGGCUGAAAGUUCAUCAGCACGGCUGCGCCCAUCCAAGUCUAUUGAUGAGGGCAUGUUCUCUGGGGACACCUUUAUCCAUCACACCCGCAGUAUGCCACCAGCCUUUGGCCUACCUGAGUACUCCUCACCUGCCCCAGACUAUCAACCUAAGUCUGUGCCUACUGACUUGUACACAGCAGCAGGAAGGCAGCCAGCACCCUCCGCUACCACCACCUUCAUUCACCCUCUAACAGGAAAGGCUCUUGACCCCACAUCACCACUAGGCCUCGCCCUGGCUGCCAGAGAGCGUGCUCUGAGGGAUGACAGCAGGUUAAGGAGGGGAACAGAGCACCACUUCAGCCGCCAGAUGUCGAGUGUGGUGUUUCCUUCAUCUACUGCCACCUCUCAGCCGGUGUCGUCCACUUCCCAGUCCUCAAGCUCCUCCUACCUGGUCACCUCGUCUUCUCUGGCUGCCACCACGCCCACUGUUGGCCGCCCACCCUCACCUAGAAUCCUCAGAGGAGUUGGGAGUGUGUGGAGUGAGGAAAGUGGUGGAGGAGAGAGGGAGCGGGAAGGAGGAGGGGCUCGCGAGGGACUAAGAGUUCGCUUCUCUGAAGACAAAACGGUCCACACGCACCACUACCAGUCUCAGCCAUAUCAGCCAACCUACAAGGAGAGGGAGCGGGAGAGGUCAAGAGAACGGGAGAGGGAGCUGUCAAGAGAAAGAGAGAGGGACAAAGAGAGAGAGGGUUACAUGAGGAGGGCAGAGCAAGCUGCUACCAACGCGGCGGCCGCUGAUAGCUCUGCUCAACAAGCGUCCCAGUCUCAGCAGCCUCGGAGGCCCACUUUUCUCAGGAUGGAAAGUCAAGCUGAUGCCUAUAUCUUGUCCCUCACCCCUCCCUCUCCUCCACCUACCAGUACUCAACAGACAGUGAACACUACUGGGAGCACUGGGACUGGCCUGAUGGUUCUUCCUCCCCCUGCCCCCUCAGUUGAUGCAGACGAUGAGUUUGUCUACGCAGACCCCCUCCCACCUCCAUUAGAGUUUUCUAACAGCUUUGACAGGGGAAUAGGGGGAAUAUCAGGGUACUCACAACAUGGGAUGCUCCCCAACAGCCUGACCUCCCGCCAACAGCAGGUCCCACCUCCUCCCCCUCCUCCUCCUCCACCCCCACCACCACCCCCUCCACCCCCCCAAAAAGAACCAUUUGUAAGUGGGUUUCCUGCUCAUACACCCCUGCCCUCACCUCAGGCAGGUGACUCCACUGCCUCCAGCCUCACAUCUUAUGACAGUGAGGUGGCUAACCUUACUCAGUCUGCUCUCCCCUCCCAAACAUCUCCCAACCCACCGCCCCCUGCCUCGCCCUCUACCCUUCAGCCCACCUCGAUAGCAGGACCUCCACCUCCCCCGUCAGUUUCACCACCGCCUCCUCCCGGAUCCUAUCACAGACCCUUCUCUAUGUCCCACCCCCACCACCUUUACAACAGCUCUCACACUCCUGGGCGCUCUUCCCCCACGCCUCCCCCGCACACAGUUGCUCCUCCCCUGGCCUACCGUGGUCCCCCAGUGCCCUCUUCCACUGCUGCCACCUCUGCUCCACUUAGGGGCACUGCCUCAUACGCCAUGACCGCUAGCUGUGCCGCUACAACCACUGCUGCUGCCACCACAACAAGCACCUCCACUCAGCUCUACCAAGAGCGAGCACACACCACACAUACAACAUCCUCCACCGCCAUCAUGGGCAGUCGCAGGACAGGGGAGCACCACCGUCCUCCCCCUGCUACUAAAAAAGGAGAGUCCCAGGAGACAGUGGUCGACUCUGGGAUUGAAGAGCUGGACAGCCGCAGCAGCAGUGACCACCACCUGGACAGUAUCCUGGCUCUAAGUGGAGCCAGUGUCCGGGGAGAAAGGCUGGACCGAGGGGAGAGAGGAGGUGGAGCUGGAGGACGGAUGGGAGGGGGAGGAGGGACAGGGGAAUCAGAAAGGGGAGGGGAUUUUCUGGAGUCUUACAUGAGCUACCUGGACGGACAAACUUUUGAGAUGCAGAAUGCCACAGCAGCAGCCUCCACCUACCCAAAAACCAACAGGUUCAGAGAGGGAGGUCGCACCAGUGAUCUACACAGACAGACCAGCACCGCUCCUGCAUCCUUCCACUCCCACAGACGAAGGGAUGAGCAGGAAGAGGACGAGGCCGAGGAGGGAGUGGCAGAGGAUGAAAGUGGCCAGGAUGGGUACGGGGUGAGGGACAUGCAGAAUUUGGGACGUCCCAUUUCACCGUACUUUGAUCGCCCUCGCACUCCUGAAAUGAAGCCUCUCUGGGGCGAGGGGCAGAUGACCGGUGACGUAGGAGGCCAGUCCGGGGCACUUUUAGAGGGGAAGAAGAUUUACCCUCCUGCAUCCAGUAUGAAGCCCAGCAUCAUAAAUGAGCUGAGCAGCAAACUACAUCAAAGAAGCAAGGACAGCUGGAGCAGCCAGAGACCCCUGAGCAGACACAGAAGCAGAAACAGAUUUUCAGAAGACUCAGCCUCAGCUCUGAGCCCUCCCUCAGCUCGAUCCCAGUCACCGUCUCCAAUCUCAUUAUCGCAGCCAUCGUUAUCCCCGUCCCCCACCCCCGCCUCCCAGUACCCCAACUGGGGACGAUCCCCAUCUCCACAGCCUCCAGCUUCUUCUCAGCCUCCACGUUCCCAUUCCCCGCUGUCCCCAACCUCUUAUUCCCCUUAUCCCACAUCCCCAAAACACAGACCUGUCUACCGGACCAAAGCCCUAGAAUUCCAGUUCAUACCUAGUCGCGAGUCCCGUAAAGCAGAAUCACACAUGCUUCAGCGUCGACGAGCACCCAGCCCCCUCAUCUCCCCGUCAGAGAGGCCCAAACUGGGUCCACCACGGCCAUCAUCCCUUCCGCUUCUCCCUACCACACCCCUAUACAGUGCCAUCUAUGACCUCCGAGGUUCAAUCACCCCACCAUCACCUGGGAACCCUCUUGGAGAUCCUUACUUCUCGCCCUCACCUCCCCUGUUUGCCCCCUCUGGUGCCCCUCCUCCUCCAAACUCCACCUUAGUCGUUUCUCGAUCCCUCUCUCCAACUCACUUCCUGUCUGGGACCUCUUCUCCACCCCUGCACCCUCUUCCUCCACCUACCUGUCUGAGUUACCCCCAUUUACCGCCCCCUUCCCCUACAAAGCCUUUUGCCUCCAAGCCGCUGCCAUACUGGACCAAGUAUGACGUCGCAGACUGGCUAGGAUACCUGAACCUGGGUGAGCACAGAGAACGUUUCCUGGACAACGAGAUUGACGGCACCCACCUGCCCUCCCUAACCAAGGAUGACUAUUUGGAUUUGGGUGUGACACGUGUAGGCCACCGCAUGAACAUAGAACGGGCCCUGAGGAGCGUAAUGGACAGGUUGUCCAGCAGCCCAUUUCCGAUUUCUGUUCUCUCACCUCGGGAUGGACAGACUGAGAGGAGAAGGGACGAUGGGAGUCGGAGCUGAGGUUGCAAACGCAGAGGCAGAAAGAGAGAGUAAGAAAGAAGGAGGGGUUGGAGUCAAUGAGGGAGGAAGACACAACUGCUGCUAUCCAUGGUGGAUUCACACAACAAAUGAGGGGGGAACAGAUUUCACACAGAGAGCGACGGAAAGAGGGAGUCAAGUCCCAAAGGGAGAUGGAAACACAGGGAUGGAAAAAGGGCUGACGAUCCAUAAAGACACCGGCUGGCGCUCCCAAGUUGUGGCAGGCUGAUUUACACAAGUACACUCCCCGUAUUCAUGCAUGGUCACACCAAUCAACAAACAAGUAACACAAACACACUUUCAUCCAAAAUGCAUAUGAAGAAACUAUGGCUGCAGCGGAGUGAAAAAUAGUGAUGAAAACGAACCAAAUACAUAAGAGGAACAAUCAAAAGCCAGUUAGAUUCAUUCAUUUUUUUAUUUGAGCAGGUUGUGUUGAUGGCGAGCUGGAGAAGAUAAAGGUGUCCUUCAUCGUGCCGCCAUCUUGUUGAAUAGUCCUCUUACCCCUCAGCUGGCUGGUUAAAUCUUUUCAGGUUUAAGAGUGGAACCCACCAAGAAUAUUUAGAGUGCAAUCAAUGACAACCCCUCCCUGUGUGAAUGGAUGUUAGGAUGUUUAAAAGGUGUCUGAAUAUCAUGGAAGAUGAAUAUUUGAGGGUGAAUGGGUGUGAAUGUCUGCAGGAAUAAGGCUUUGUCUGUCUGCAUGAACAUAGGACGACGCAGGGCAGUAUAUCAUGACAGCUUCCACGUCUUUUAGAGGUGACGAGGGCACAGACGGAUAACUUGCAUCCUUGGUUCAGGCCAAGGAUGCUGGCUGUGUGUUUGGCUUUGAUUGGUUAUGUCUUGUUUUUACCUCAUCACUGGUAGGGCUCUGUCCUCAUGGCAGGUCCUGUGAUCAGGAUCUUAUGUGUUUCUCUAUAGCUCUUUAUCAUCUUAAGUCUUAUAAUGACAUAUAUACAGACUGGUCACUGUAUCACAAAUUUGUAGCAAAAAUAAGUGCCCAGACCAACAAAAAAAAGACAAAAAAUAGAAAAAUAGAAACACACUGAUACGCACACACAGGCACCUGAGUUACUACUAUACAUGCCUGCAUGCAUACACCAACAUGUAGACACACACACACACACACACACACACACACACACACACACACACACACACACACACACACACACACACACACACACAAGCACUUACAAGUGAUUGUGUUAGAGUUUAUGGGACACCUUAUAUAUAGACACACACUAUAUGUUUGGAUCCACGAUGUACUUAUACAAAAGGAGACAGACUGUGCUUUCAACUGUUAGACGGGAUAUGUGACAAUGUGAAGAGAAAUUUCCCAGAGGAUUUUAUUUAACGAGAAAGACUUCCUUAGUGUCGAGGCAACUGUUGUACACCCAUUCAGACCUUCCGUCCGAGGGAGACUGAAAAGGAGAGGGGAGGGGAAGAGGAAAAACUGCCAUUUUCUUGCUCUUUCCCACCCAAUCCCCCCUGCUCCUUCCAGGAGAGGCCCCUCUUUCUCUCGACAAAAGCCAGGAGGAAACAAGCAGCCACCCGGCUGAGGGGAUCUGAGAGAAACGCUUAUAUCGAGUUUUAAUACUAUGAUUGUUCUUACACUUUUUAAACUUUAAAUGGGAAUACUGGAAUACUGAUAUUGAUAUGAAGAGAUUUAGUGUUACUAUUUAUCAUUACUAUCAUCGUCCUUACUGUUAUAAUAACUUCAGAGAGUUCCUGGUUUCUGCCUUUGGUGGCUGAGAUGGCGCUCUUGUUCUGACUGUGUAGUGAAGAUAAUUGUGGUUGGUUAUAUAUAUAUAUCUAUAUAUAUAUAGAUAUAUAUAUAUGUAGGUAUUUUUUGAUUGAAAGAUGCAUAUUACCCUUAACAUUGCUUCUAUGUGACAAGAAGCAUUGCAACUUAAUGUGAGUCACUUCCUUUUACUUUUUCCUUACUGUUUUUCUUUUGUCAGACUAAAAAGCUUUAAUCAAAAUUACGUGUUGACUUUUUUGUCCUCAAAAUAUGAUUUCCUCACUCUUUUAAAAGUUUGUUGCCACUUAACAUGGAGAUGCUGAAAAUGUAGCAACUGUUACUCUGCGGAUGCCCACUAUUUUUUCAAUUCUGGAUAACAGCCACCCCCUUUUGAUUGAUCGCAUAAACAAAUUUCAUUCUUCUUCUUCUAUGUCUUGAUGUGCCAUAUUGCAAUGAAGUCCUUUUAUUUUCCCAUCAGCUUUUACUGCACAUUUACAUCACAUUAUAACCUCAGUCCUGCUUUUCUCACUGUUGCUGAGAUCAAAUAUAAGGGCUCUCUCAUGACCUCUCUACCUUGAACAACACUUCACCUCUCCUGCUGCUUUUGAGUCCUCGAAACAUAUCAAACGUGCGUUUUACACCGGGGCAUCGAUGGGGAGUUUACUCUCCUCCUGGCCCUGCUAUCCUCAGUCUGUUUUUGCAAAAAGAUAGAUGAGUUUUCAUAGGUCAUGUUGCUCAAAGUGCACAUACACACAGGCUACAAAUGUGAAUGAACAAUGGUCAUUAAGGGGGGAUUUGUCUCUGUAAUUGCUUUGUGCUGGUGGUCAAGGAGAGAUUAUAUUUGAAUGAAAAGGCAAAUAGCAAUAAGGACGAUGAAAAUAAUGGUCAUCUAAUUAUGGUUUAAGAUGUAAAAAAAGUCUCAAAAGUUCUAAAGAAUCUCUGUCUUCCAAAUAAUGUUUAACAUGAAAAGGUACAAUGUAUUUAUUUAACUAUUCUGCUUUCUGUACAGUUCGACCCGUUCUCUACAGCUGCCCCCUUCCACUGUUAAUGACCUGACAGUAUUAAGAGCUCCAGUCUAUUUUCGCUCAUUUGCAUCUUCUUGUUUGUAGAAAGCGCCUUCUGCAGUCGAUGACAUGUGCCAGUAUGCUCACAGCUCAUUGUUUAUUACCAGCAUAUUAUGCAAUGACCCUAUUUCCAUUAGCAACUGUGGCUUUUUUACAUUUCCCUUUAGAGGUAUUGAAGUAAUUUUCAGCCAAAAAGGGGCCGUUUCUGGAAGGGUGAACAAGCAGAAUGUGGCUUCCUGUCCAAACUCAAUCCACAGCCAGAUUCUACUUGUUUCUAUCCGGUCUCUAAAAAGUUUGCUAGUGUAAAUAGGGCCAAUUAAUGACUUUGGAUAAGACAUUUUAAAAACAUCUCUUGCUGAUACAAUGAUCUUGUCAAGUGAAACUGUUUUUGGAGAAUUGUUUUUAAUCCUUUUGCAUUUAGUAGUGAUGGCUCAUUGUUGCUGUCAGGAGAAAAAGCAAGAUCUGAGGGAAUCGGUCUGACUCUGUAGAAAGCAUUUCUUUUCCUUUAAGAGAUCUUUUAAAAAAUGAGAAUAUGAACUGAUGAAAGGUAACUUACAGAAUAUACAUGUAUAUGUUAUAUGCAUAUACACACAUUCAUAUAAACAUAUGAAUUUCAAAUGUUUUAAGAGAUAAUAAAUUGUUAGAAUUAUAAUAAAGAUACAGAAACAAAGUUGUAA